AUGGAGCGAGACGACAUACUCAAAGCGCUCGACGACUUCAUCGGGGAAGAAUACGAUCCGGCCAACCCGGCCAUGGACCCGGAUUGGUGCACCGCUCACGCGGGGCAGCCAUGGCCACCACCGCAGCCACCGCCAGACAACGGGCUCAACGCAACACCGGCCCGUAAAAACCCGCCAGUCAUCGGAUGCGUCAUCCAAGCCUCCGACCGACAGCGACGGGAGAAACUCGCUUGGCUCACCGCCACGCCACCGCCACCACCACCUACGCGGAGAGCAGUGGGUCCUCCGAGGGUCGCCCAGCCACGCUCGGAGACAGCAACAGCCAGAGCCGUGGGACCAUUACCGCCGCCACCCAUACCUGUCGAGGUAGAGCCGGGACACGUGGUCAACGUACCACAUUUCUCCGCGCACGUGUCUCGACAAUACAAGACGCGCUCAGGAGGCACGAAGUGGCAUAUCCGCUUCAACGGAAACGGAACUGUGAGGUCCGUGAAGCGAAAGUAA
Molecule: messenger RNA, 504 nt
Organism: Mycetomoellerius zeteki
Lineage: Eukaryota; Metazoa; Arthropoda; Insecta; Hymenoptera; Formicidae
Product: wiskott-Aldrich syndrome protein family member 1-like
Exons: 1
Coding region: 1-504 (167 amino acids)
Source: RefSeq, a predicted model, not a curated record